GUUUCUCCCUGGGGCCUUCACUCGCCUCGCCUCCCUAUCUUCUCCUCGCCCUGUUUUCACGACGACGAAAUAGGCUACUAAUACGAGGCACCGCUAAGCCGAAUCCACGCCAACAUGCGAGCUUCACCCCCUGUCGGGAUUGUGGGGGCUGGAACGCCUAAUCGUCCCUCAAGCUUACAUUGGCCCUGGCUACGGCAUCCCUCACUCUUCUCCGCAAUUAAUUACGCGAAUGGGAAAUAUCAAGAUUGGACGAGAGGAAGACGAUCCACUGCCGAGUCGUCGCACAACAAUCAUAGAUGGGAAGGCAUCAAUUUACACCGGUGUGAAUAUGCGGAGUUCUAUGUGCCGUGCUUGCUAUGCGGAGUGUGUUACGAUGGGCGGUAUUGGCGACAUAUUAUCAAAAAUCUUCUACACCGGGCCCUGCCUUUCGGAUACGUCAAAAUGCCGCGCCUGCGCUUCCCUUGGCUGAAUCGCAAAAUUGUCACGUCUACAUCAACUAAGCCACUACGCGCUGCCCUCCACCGCUGUCGCACGCCCGGGGCAUUGUACCGUACGUGGAGGAUUUCUAUAUCUUCCAUCCGACCCACUCGCCCCCGGCUGGUGCUAUUCGAUCGCAAAUCGGGCCCAUACUGUCGCAGUUCGCGAUACCAAGUGUCAAGGGCGCCUCCACCCGCGAAAUGUCGAGACAGCGAUUACAGGGGAGUCCUUUGAUGCGCGAGUAGUUUGAAUUUGCUUGAGGCACCGGAGGGAGAAUGAUGCCCCAGGCACCCUGCCGGUUGCUAUAUGGAUAGAGGC
This is a messenger RNA of Trematosphaeria pertusa, 795 nucleotides long. RefSeq lists its product as uncharacterized. The transcript has 3 exons. NCBI's taxonomy places the organism in Eukaryota, Fungi, Ascomycota, Dothideomycetes, Pleosporales, Trematosphaeriaceae. The record is from RefSeq and is a predicted model, not a curated record. The coding region runs from base 115 to 711 and encodes 198 amino acids.